Messenger RNA from Populus nigra (black poplar), 1017 nucleotides. RefSeq names its product REF/SRPP-like protein At1g67360. Lineage: Eukaryota; Viridiplantae; Streptophyta; Magnoliopsida; Malpighiales; Salicaceae. The coding region runs from base 121 to 810 and encodes 229 amino acids. The record is from RefSeq and is a predicted model, not a curated record. The transcript is spliced from 2 exons.
UUCUGAACUUUCCGUUACGAGGACACGCUCUAAAACGCAAAGAAUAAGCAACGAAUAAAUAAAAAAAUAAAAAUCAAAUUUUCUUCUUCACUCUGUUUGGUUUAGAUUUUGACGCGGAUCAUGGAGGUAGAGAACAGCAAAAGGAAAGAUUUAGAUCUGAAGCACUUGGGGUUUGUGAGGAUAGCUGCGAUUCAGGUUGUGGUUUGCGUUUCCAAUCUUUACGAUUAUGCGAAACGCAACUCUGGGCCUUUGAGAUCUGCUGUUGGAACUGUUGAGGGUACUGUUAAUGCUGUGGUGGGUCCUGUUUAUGAGAAAUUCAAGGGCGUCCCCGAUCAUCUUCUUGUCUUUCUUGAUCACAAGGUAGAUGAAGCAACAAUCAAGUUUGAUAAGCGUGCUCCUCCUGUUGCUAAGCAAGUUGUGAGCCAAGCACGCUAUUUGAUCGAGAAAGCGUCGGAAAAGGCCAAAGUGCUUGCGAACGAAUUUCAAGCUGGAGGACCACGUGCAGCUGUGCAUUAUGUAUCUACAGAGUCCAAGCAUUUAUUCCUCACUGAAUCUGUGAAGGUAUGGGUUAAACUCGACCAGUAUCCUUCGGUCCACAAAGUUGCAGAGGUGGCUGUUCCCACAGCCGCGCAUUGGUCAGAGAAGUACAACCAUUUCGUUAAGGAGAUGAGCCAGAAGGGUUAUGUAGUGUUUGGUUACCUGCCUGUGGUUCCAGUCGAUGAGAUCUCCAACGCAUUCAAGCAAGGUGAACCAGAGAAGAAAGAAGAUGCAACUGCACAUAAAGAUUCGGAUUCGUCAGACUCCGAUUAAAAAAAUUGCAUCGAGAGUAAGGGUAUCCUUAGCCUAGUAGUAUGGGUGUUGAAAAUCUCAAUAGGGUUUGUGGGUGUUGAAAUCUCAAUAGGGUUUGUGGGUGUUGGGAGCAUCUUUUGCCUAUGUUGAAAUGUGAACUGCAUGCCAAUAUGUAAAUGAAACUCGGUUGAUCCUUUCUUUGUAUCAAUGGAUGUGAAUGUUUUGUAA